AUGUCAAGUCAACCCGCUCCAGCAUCCAAGGGAGCCCAACAAGGAUACGCAAGCGAUGCCUCCGAAGGACGUCUAGAAUUACGACUCCUGUCAAGCGAAGUGGAAUGUUCCUCUAAAGCUACCUCCGAGGCUAAUUCAACUAUCACCAAGGCAAAAUCCCAAAAGAAGUCGAGAUCCAAUAAAAAAUCUGGGGAGCCAACUCUGAUCAACGCCGAUGGCAAGUCAUCAAUUGAAAUCAUUGACUACGCUCAAAAUUCAGACGAGGAUAAUGCAAAGGUCCAUAAUCCGGCUAAAAAGAAAAAUAACAAAUUCGAUGAAAUUAUGCUUUUCUUCAAGGCACUGGUUUACAUUCAGACAGAUGACCAUAAUCAACCUCCAGUCAACUUUGAAUGUAAAUGGUGCCGAAAGGUUGUCCGUGGUUCCGUGACGGGUGGUACUGGUAACCUCCGAGUGCACCGCGAUGGAUCUCGUCAAGCGGGAAGCAAGAAGCCCAAGACGUCAUAA
This is a messenger RNA of Puccinia triticina, 504 nucleotides long. RefSeq lists its product as uncharacterized. The record is from RefSeq and is a predicted model, not a curated record. The coding region runs from base 1 to 504 and encodes 167 amino acids. The transcript is spliced from 4 exons. NCBI's taxonomy places the organism in Eukaryota, Fungi, Basidiomycota, Pucciniomycetes, Pucciniales, Pucciniaceae.